Molecule: messenger RNA, 876 nt
Organism: Cynocephalus volans (Philippine flying lemur)
Lineage: Eukaryota; Metazoa; Chordata; Mammalia; Dermoptera; Cynocephalidae
Gene: S100A2
Product: S100 calcium binding protein A2
Exons: 3
Coding region: 488-781 (97 amino acids)
Biological process (GO): endothelial cell migration
Molecular function (GO): calcium-dependent protein binding; transition metal ion binding; calcium ion binding
Source: RefSeq, a predicted model, not a curated record
ACUGCCAGCUCUACGGAAGAGCAGGAAGGGACCUGCUGAAGCUCUUAGUUAAAAGGAAGAAUUGCUGUGGAAAGCCACGUGUUGCACCCCACGGGUCCUUACCCUCAGUGUGAGGGAUUGUUAUUCUGAGUUCUACCUGAAGUAGGUUUUGCUGGGAAGAGAAGUAGCAUGAGGAGUUCAAGUGCUUUGGGGAGGAGGGGACACUGGUGGCUGUGCAAAGGUACAGAAGAGGACACUGUGGGCCCCAGGGCCUGACUUCAUCCAUGCUGCUCAGGCUGGCCCCCAAGCCCCAUAGUGAUCCCCAGGAAGAGACCAGCCUGUUUUCAGUCUGAUCUUUCUGCAGUGUCAUAAUCCAAAGCUUCCCCAGGAAGGGUCUCCAAGCCUGUGCUCUCACUGCGGUUUCUGCCUGCUGCCCUGGGCCUGAGGGAGGAGGGCGGUGCCGCUGAGUCACAGCCUGGGCAUCUGGGCCUGGAACCACGGAUCCAAGAUGUCCAGUCCCCUGGAGCAGGCACUGGCCGUGAUGGUCACCACCUUCCACAAGUACUCUGGCCAAGAGGGCGACAAAUUCAAGCUGAGUAAGGGGGAGAUGAAGGAACUUCUGCACAAGGAGCUGCCCAGCUUCGUGGGGGAGAAGGUGGAUGAGGAGGGGCUGAAGAAGCUGAUGGGCAACCUCGAUGAGAACAGCGACCAGCAGGUGGACUUCCAGGAGUACGCUGUUUUUCUGGCCCUCAUCACUAUCAUGUGCAACGACUUCUUCCAGGGCUGCCCAGAGCGACCCUGAAGAGCCCUCUACUCCCUGCCAUUGAUCUCUUGGGCCCAGGUCUCCCUAUCCCUUUUGGUUUUGUACUCAAUAAACUUUUUUGUUUGUUGAUAAUG